ACGGAUGCCCUUCUAGCUUAAACUCAGUCCAGGGAAACACCAACUCACUCAUUCACACUCACACACUACGGAGAAUUUAGCUUAUUCGAUUCACCUACCGCAUGUCUUUGGGCGAUGGGGGAAACCGGUGGAAAUCCACGGAAACACAGGUAGAACUCGAACCAGCGACCUUCUUUCCUCUCCUAACAAAGUACACAACUUAUUUAGCAAACUUAAAGUUUUGUGGUUCAGCAGUAAACGUGCUUGUAUGAAAAUACCGAUUAAAUAAAAAAUACAACAACGUUAUUUUGACUGAUCCCUGCUUUCCCUCCGAUGCACUAGGUGGCAGUACAACAACAAUCGAUUUGUGCGCUACCAAAAGCAAAACACGCACGAGAAGCACACUGGCACACUUGCACACACGUGGAUACUGGUGCGGUAAUAACUACAACCAAAGAUGACAUCGUUAGCGCAUCAGCUGAAGCGGCUGGCCUUGCCGCAGAAUGACUCGAGUCUGCUCGGCCGGAAAGAGGUGGUCUCUGUGCUCUUUGACCCUAAAGAUGCAGCCAGUAUGGACCGCAGCACCUUCCAUGCACUUGGCUGCACGGGACUGGAGGAGCUGAUGGGUAUUGAUGCAGCGUUCAGUGAGUUUCAGGAGACUCUGUUCAGUCAAGGAUCUUUGACUUUAGAGCGCAGCGUUCAGUCCAAAGAGGUCAACAAGAAACUGGACAAGAGCAUUUCUCUCUUCCUCACUCGACUGUCACCUUACUUUCUGCUCAAGCCUGCUCUGAAAUGCAUUGAAUGGCUUUUACACAGAUUUCACAUUCAUCUGUACAACCAGGACAGUCUGAUUGCUUGUGUUUUACCGUAUCAUGAGACUAAAGUGUUUGUACGAGUGAUCCAGCUGUUCAAGAUUGAAGAUCCAACCCACAAAUGGCACUGGCUCCAUGGAAUCCAGAAACCUGGUGUUCCCCUGGCCCGAGGAACCCUGCUCACACACUGCUAUAAGGAUUUAGGCUUCAUGGAUUUCGUUUGCUCUAUGGUCACAAAUUCAGUAAAGGCGUACUCUGAACUGACCCGGGAUGGGAACUGUCCGCAGCUGCGUGUGAUUUUCUCUUUCUAUGCAUCGACUAUUGUUUCAGCACUUGAUGCAGUGGAGAAGAUCACUAACUCUAUUAUUGCCAAACUGCUUCCCUUUGUACAACUGGGGCUGAAAUCUAAUCUUUCGGACUACACGGCUGCCACUUACAUGAUCGUGUGUCAGAUGGCAGUGAAGGUGGUAAUGGAGGCCCAGCUGGUGGACUCUCUGAGCGUUCAAUUGAGCAGGUCUCUAGGCCGAACACCACAGCUCAUCAGAGAAGGCUUGAGCUGCAUUAUCAUCCUGCUCCAAAACCAGAAAAAAGGAGUGAUUGGUCAAAAGACAUAUGGUUACCUGUGUGCUGUCCCUACCCUGGUGUCUACCCUUCAGAGCAUAUCAACUGUGCAUGACAUCAGUCCUCUACUGAGUUACCUGCUGCCUCAUCUCAUACACUCUGUGAUGACCCAGAAUGAUGAGCAACAGAAUGAAGGUUUGUCAGACAGUACUGGACUAUUGCAGUCAGUAUUUCAAAACCUUCAACUUUCCAGCAACCUGGAGAACACUGCAGCUAAGCUGCUGCUUGAAGAGUAUGUUGUCUGCGGCAAUGAGCUUCCCUCAGAUGGGAUUUCAGCUCUUAAUCAGAGAAUUCAGCCUACAGUACGACUGUUUGAAUCCAGGUAUCCAUGUGCACUGGAUAUGGCAUUGGAAAAUCAUGUCAAAAAUGUGUCAUCCGAUAAUGAAAAAAACCUGCUUCAUCAGUUCAUCUCUCUCACUCUGAGCUGUGGGAAAUAUCAGAUUCUGCCGGAGUCCGAGACCUCUCUGAUGCUCAGCCUCAAUCACCCUCUUCCCUCUGUGAGAAACAUGGCCGUAGACUACCUGAAAGAGAUCCUCAACUCAGAACAUCAGAAUAGCUUUGAUGAGGCGUUUCUCAAAGAUGCUUUGCUGGAAAGAAUAAAAGACGAUUCUCCAGAAGUUGUGCUGUCUGCGCUUAAAGCCUUGCAGCAUCACAUGGGCCUAAUGGAUGUAGAGGACACCGUUUCCAGUUUGAUUUCACUUCUUCAUCGCAUCAAACCAUCAGCCGAUUGGUGUCCAGUGCUAAAAGAGGCUGUGCGCGUUCUUGAUGACCCACGCAUUAUUGAGGGUAACCCAGAUCUUAAGGCUUACAUUAGUUGGGAGCUUUUACCCUUCCUGGUGAUGACGAGAGCUGCACCUGAAUGUGUGGAGCUGCAGAUGACGUCUGCCAUUACUGAAACCACUCUGAUCUCCCAGCAUCCUCUGACCCAGGGCUGGGCCAAAGUGCUGAAGGCUGUUCUGGCUAAAACCUCUGAGUCGGAUCUGCUUGGUGUGGCGAACGAAAUGCUCACAACAACUCUGAUCAAGAACUUGGCUAACAUGGAUCACGCAACCAAACGCAACACUCUGGAGAACGUGUGUGAUAUCCUGAGCCGUCAGGGCAGUAGUGUGCGGGACAGAGCAGCGUUUGUGGUGUUUAGUUCUGCUCUGCUUCAGAGUCUGCAGUCCAUGACGGAGAGCCAGCACCUCCACACCGCACAGAGUGUGUAUAAACUACUGGAGCCUUUACUGCUGCAGGCAUACACCAUCCAGCCUGAACAGGUGUCUGAUCAGCCCGCAGAUGAGUGUCUGCCAGUCUGUGUAGCUUUGGGUGAGUUUCUGCAGAAAAUCAGCUGUGGUUUGAGUGCAGAGCAAGAACAAGGCCUUCUUCUGCUUUCUCUUCUGCGGCUUUUCAUCACGACCCUCAAAUGUCCAGAUUCUACAUUUAAAGGUGAGCCAUGGUGGAACCCAGAGAAAAUGGAGACUACUACAUGCUGUUACCUGCGUCUCCUCUGUCGUCUGUUUGAUGUGGUGAUAUCAGGGGCCAGUCAGGGGCCCUUGGCUCCCUGCUUCAGGAGCCUAAUGCAGCCUCUAUUACAGGUGCACCUGAAUGAGCCGAUGGUCCUGUUUAAGUUUCUGUCUCUGUUAUGGGGCUACAACAGCAAUUUAGGCGAUCAGUUGGAUUGUCGAGUCAGUGCCAUUCUUCAGACUCAGGCUCUUUAUGUGGGAAAGGCUUUUCUGUCCAGCCAGCCUGUAAAAACCCUCAACCUGCUGGCGUCAGAUUCCUCACCAGUGGUGCCGUCUCUGCUGGUGUGUGUAUGUUCAGGCGUGUGUGAAGUUCGUAGAGCUGCCAUCGCUGUGCUCCAGUGUCUCUCUGGGCUUGUUUCUUCACCGUAUCAUCCGCUUGUGGAGAAACUCCUCAAAUCAUCAGAGGAGAUCAUCGCUGACUCCUCAUAUCUUACCCAAGCAUUGUCCAAGUUCUACGAGGAGGCCGUUUCACGGAAAGAUAAGAAUAAAAAGUUGGCAUCAGUUGAGCAGCUCCUUCAGUGUUUACAGUCUCCCUUCUGUCCUUCCUACACCUCCAAAACACUUCUGCGGGCUCUUCAGGAUGUUCACGGAGAGCCUGUUUUGUCUGUUCUUCUUCCUGCUGUGGAGCGCCUUCUUGAACAGUGUGCUCCAGACUCUUGCACCUUCCUGCCAGACGAGGCUCUUCUUCUGCAGCUCUUGUUGAGCAAGUUCAGUGAGAUGUCGGCACCUUUACUGGUCAAAGAUCCUCGAUGCCUUGAGGUCUUCAUUAGAGCACUCCACACCUCAGCCAGGCCAUACCCUACUAUCCCCAGCUUCCAGAUUACUGCCCUGGAGCAGAUUACCAAGCCGUUCUUCACUGCUAUUGGAGAUGAAAAGAUUCAACAGAAGAUUCUUUCGAUUUUGUUUGACCUGCUUGUUGGGAAUAAAAGCCCUGCCUGCGCCCAAAGUAUCAACAGUGUCUUUAAAACGAUUGCAGUGGAUUGCGAGCUUGUGGCCAAUGAGCUGAUUCCUGCCGAUAAACAAAGAGUUACUGCAACAGUUCAACAAACGCGCAGAAGUAAAAUGAGAAAAACACAAGACACAUCUGGGGCAGUGCCAGAGGAGAGUGUUGUUUCUUGGCCAAGGGUGACGCUAAUUUUAGAGCUGCUUCAACACAAGAAGAAACUUAAGAGGGCUCAGUAUCUAGUGCCCGCUCUGUUUAAUUUGCUCUCAAGGUGUCUGGAACCUGCUGCUGCUGAACAGGAGAAUAUAGAGUACACAAAACAGCUCAUCCUCAUCUGCCUGUUGAAUGUCUGUCAGAAACUGUCUCCAGAGGGAGGGCCAAUCAGCAAAGAUGUGCUGGAGGAGGAUAAGUUUAAUAUGGAGCUGGUCGUUCAGUGUGUCAGGGUGUCAGAAAUGCCCCAAACUCACCAUCAUGCUCUGCUUCUGCUCGGGGCUCUGGCCGGCAUCUUCCCUGAGAAGGUUCUUCACAACAUCAUGCCCAUCUUCACUUUCAUGGGAGCCAACAUCAUGCGCUUGGAUGAUACUUACAGCUUCCAAGUCAUCAACAAGACUGUUCAGGCAGUCAUCCCUGCUCUGAUUAAGGCCCACGAGGGAGGAAGUUCUCAGUCUGAGGGUCAUAUGGAGACUGUGGUAGCCCAGAUCAUACAUGUGUUUGUUGAUGCUCUUCCUCAUGUGCCCGAGCACAGACGGUUACCCAUCCUCAGCCAGCUGAUGAGCACACUGGGCCCGUCCCGCUUCCUCUGGGUGCUGAUGCUGCUUCUGUUCAAGCAGCAUGUCACACAAACAUCUGCUGGUGCGACGGGGGCUGAAAAGGAGGCUGUUGUGGAGAGAGAUCAAGACUUCUGGAUUUUGGUGUGUUGUGAGUUUGAGGUGAAGGAGCAGCUGACUUCCCUUAUCAAAAUCCUGCAGUAUCUCAUGACUCUGCCACAAGAUAGAGAAGAAGCACCAGAGAAAAAGAAACCCCGUGGAAGAAGUGCCGUGAAGAAAGAUGAAACAGUCUCUGAUCUGAUAUUCAGUGUGGAGACUCACAGUGGCAAAGACCUCCGCCAUUUUAAAUUCAUCUCCAUCUCCUUCAUGGCUCAGCUGCUGGCCUCUGACGGAUUCGUUGGGAAGGUGGCUGACUGUGAAGACAUUACAGAAAGUACCUUACAGGCUCUUCAGCAAGAUUUGUUGGUGGAGGUUCUGCGCUACAUUCAGGCAGUUGCUCGAUGUGUCGAGGAUAAUGCAGAUAAGCCAACAGCUAAGUUCUGGAGAGCCCUCCUAAGCAAGUCCUAUGACACCCUGGACAAGGUCAAUGCCCUUCUACCAAUGGAUACGUUCAUUACGGUAAUGAGAGGCUUGAUGGGUAAUCAGUUGGCAUCAGUAAGAAGGAAGGCCAUGGAGUUACUCAAUAACAAACUACAACAGAGGACGAAGUGGCUGAAGGAACAGAUCACUGCUCUUCUUGAGCUCAUUGGCACUCUUCUGAGCAUCGUGGGUCGCAGUCAUCGUCAGGUCACGGCCCAGGAAGAAGAAGAGCUGGCCAUCAAUCGACAGACGGCCCUUUAUAGCCUCAAGCUUCUGUGCCGAAAUUUCGGCUCUGAUCACAAGGAGGAGUUUGUACCAGUGCUGAAUAAAGCGGUGGAGCUGGUUGCUGAUAAAGACGAGGAGAAGAAUGUCAUGGGAAGUGCUCUGCUGUGUGUAGCGGAAGUUACCAGCACUCUGAAAGCGCUUGCUAUACCACAGUUACACAGGCUGAUGCCCGCUGUGCUGGACACUCUUAAGGAAAGGAAGGACCUGCUAAAUAAUGAAAUCUACCUACUGAGCGCCGUCACAGCUCUACAGCGGGCAUCUGAGACUCUGCCACACUUCAUCAGCCCAUACCUGCUGGACACCAUCUUACAGGUCACCCGUUUAACUCUGCUGGCCAGGCGACUGACAUCUUGCCCUCAGUUAUCUGUACGCCUGGCCUCUCUCAGCUCCACUCUCGCCACAAAACUUCCUCCCAGGGUCCUCAUUCCUACCAUCACUAAAUGCUACUGCAGCAUGGUGGAUGCUCAGCAGAAUCGUCUCAGUCCUCUGAUGAACAUCCUGAAGGAACAUAUCAGCCACAUGGACAAAGACCAACUCAAUAACCACCAAUCAGAGCUCACUUCCUUCUUCCUGUCUGCGCUUGAUUUCCGUGCUCAGCAUUGCCAGGGCGAUCUGAAGAAGACUGCUGAGAUCGAAGGCUGCGUGAUCGACUGUCUGCUAGUGAUGAUUAUGAAACUUUCAGAAGUCACUUUCAGGCCUCUUUUCUUCAAGUUGUUUGACUGGUCAAAGAUUGACGGUGCUUCUAAAGAUCGCCUGUUGACCUUCUACAGACUUGCAGAUCGUAUCGCAGACAAACUCAAAGGACUGUUUGUGUUGUUUGCUGGCCAGCUGGUCAAACCCUUUUCCGAUCUGCUGCAUCAGCUCAACACUUCCCACACAGACAAAGCCUUCUUUGACUCCGAGGAUGAGAGUGAUGAUGAUUCAGAUGAGGAGGCUGAUGAUAAUGUGACAAAGAGCAGCCUUUUGCUACAGUAUGUGUUGGACUGCCUUCACAAGAUCUUCCUCUAUGAUACUCAGCACUUCCUCAGUAAGGAAAGAGCUGAUGCCCUUUUGUGUCCUCUGGUGGAUCAGUUGGAGAACAUACUAGGAGGAGAGGAGACCUACAAGAGCCGCAUUACCACACACUUGGUGCCUUGCAUUGCUCAGUUUGCUGUUGCCAUGAGAGACGACUCGCAGUGGAAAGUUCUCAAUUAUCAGAUUCUGCUCAAGACACGACACAGUUCACCAAAGGUUCGUUUCUCUGCGCUUGUCAUGUUGCUGGAGUUGGCAGGCAAGCUGAGGGAGAACUACAUGGUUCUUCUGCCAGAGACCAUCCCAUUCCUGGCCGAGCUCAUGGAGGAUGAAUGCGAAGAAGUUGAGCACCAGGUUCAGAAGGUCAUUCAAGAAAUGGAGACUAUCCUCGGUGAACCGCUGCAGAGCUACUUUUAAUGGCACCUGAGGCAACUACAGUGUAUUUGUUAUCCUUACAUAACUGAUGAGCUGUCAUGCUGAAACAUACGUCAGUCUGUCCACCAUCUUCUCCUGCACAUCCGAACAUUUGAUUGAUUGGCAGCUUGACCAGUCAUGCCUACCUAUGUGUCUAUGCAUAUGUAUAUGAAGAAAAUGACUGGAUGCCCCGCCCUUUAUAUGAAAGCGACGCAUGGGAUGAGUAUAUGUGUCUGAUGUUUUUAAAAAAUGUUUUAUGGCAUUGAAUGAUGUUUUGUAAUGCACACUGAUGUAUUUCUGUGGAAACUGCAUAUCAUAAAAAGAUUAAUCUGGGGGAAA
This is a messenger RNA of Danio rerio (zebrafish), 7255 nucleotides long. Lineage: Eukaryota; Metazoa; Chordata; Actinopteri; Cypriniformes; Danionidae. The record is from RefSeq and is a predicted model, not a curated record.